This is a messenger RNA of Ectocarpus sp. CCAP 1310/34, 368 nucleotides long. The record is from the annotation of a GenBank genome assembly. Lineage: Eukaryota; Phaeophyceae; Ectocarpales; Ectocarpaceae.
CGGACAUAAGAGAUAGAGCGAUGGAGAGCGCAGGGCGUGCGGCAGGAACAGUCGCACCGCAGGAGGUGCCGGUUCCGCUGUCCUUGCUGUGGAAGACGGUAGGAGAAGAUGACCAAGGAGCUAUCUACCUCAAUGCCACAGUCGUUCAGAGUGUCCUGCUCGAACCCGCAACCACGCCGGAGCAGCUAGAAAAGUACCGGCCACAGGACCUGUUGUUCGAGAUGAGGGUCAAUGAAGGCCCAAUUGCAGGGGGGGAAAUAGGCAGCGGAAUAAAGAGCGUGGAGGGCGUUCGUGGGUGCGUCAUGGUACAUGAGACUCUGGAAUUGAAGAACAUCCCGCUGGAUGUUUGUCUACAGAAGAGCUGGUGA